AUGACACGUCGGUCCAUCACAAUUGACCAAGGUCCGGCAGCUACUUAUCAUGUCAAGUUGAAUACGGCGUCGUUGAAUCCUAGACCUGUCGAAGGUUUUGGGGGUGCAUUCACAGCGGCAUCUGGCGUGAAUUACAAGAAGUUGAGUGAUGAUGAUAAACGCAAAUUCAUCGAAUUGUACUUUGGCCAGAGUGGACUCCGCUACACUAUGGGCAGGAUACCAAUCAACUCGUGUGACUUCAGUCCGUAUACCUACGCCUUUGCCAACGUGUCUGAUGACUUCGCUUUGGAGCACUUCGAUGAGUCUUUGGAGGGAGAUGAAGACACCG
Molecule: messenger RNA, 328 nt
Organism: Perkinsus marinus ATCC 50983
Lineage: Eukaryota; Perkinsozoa; Perkinsida; Perkinsidae
Product: glucosylceramidase, putative
Exons: 3
Biological process (GO): glucosylceramide catabolic process
Molecular function (GO): glucosylceramidase activity
Source: RefSeq, a predicted model, not a curated record